GGAGCCGACAACUGUCAGUCUUAGCCGAACAAGCAACGAGUAAGGAUAUAAACGAAUUUCUAAAAACGAACUUUAAGAGAGUAUAACAAGGCGAUCAUAUAAAAUAAAAAAGAAAGAAGAAAAAGAAAAAGAAAAUUAUUAUUCUUUGUACGACAAAGAAGAAGUAAGAAGAAAUAUUUAAAAAAGAAAAUGUCUCUGCUACCACUUAUUUUCUCCGACUGGUGGGAGGAUUUGGAAAGACCACAUCAUCUGAUGGAUCAAAACUUUGGCUUGGGAUUGAAUCCUGAACAACUUUUGACUAUUCCAAACAGAAUGGAUAUUCUAAGACAAAGGGAAAGAUUUCCAAUGAGUUAUUAUCGUCCAUGGGCUGAAUUAAUUCGUCAAAAGGAUAGCGGUACCUCGACUGUUAACGCUGAUAAGGACAAGUUUCAGGUUGUCCUGGACGUUCAACAGUUUCAACCGAACGAACUCGACGUUAAGGUUACUGAUAAAUUUGUCGUUGUUACGGCUAAACACGAGGAGAAACGUGACGAACAUGGAUGGAUCUCAAGACAAUUUGUUCGUAAAUAUAUAAUCCCUGAACAGUGUGAUAUCGAUCAAGUUACAUCGAAAUUAUCUUCCGAUGGUGUACUGACGAUUAUUGCACCGAGAAAGGAAGUACCCAAAAUUGAGAACGAGAGAACGAUCAAGAUCGAACAUACUGGAAGACCUGCUAUGCAGACUAAAUCUCAGAAACAACCAGAAAAACAAGAACAAGAACAGCAACAACAACAAGAAACCAACGAGGAAGAAAAGAAAUAAGACGAAAAACGUUUCUUCUUU
Messenger RNA from Vespa mandarinia (Asian giant hornet), 822 nucleotides. Its product is annotated as protein lethal(2)essential for life pseudogene. Lineage: Eukaryota; Metazoa; Arthropoda; Insecta; Hymenoptera; Vespidae. The record is from RefSeq and is a predicted model, not a curated record.